Spea bombifrons (plains spadefoot toad) is the source of this 5278-nucleotide messenger RNA. RefSeq names its product UDP-glucose glycoprotein glucosyltransferase 2 (gene UGGT2). The coding region runs from base 237 to 4784 and encodes 1515 amino acids. Gene Ontology annotation, molecular function: UDP-glucose:glycoprotein glucosyltransferase activity. Lineage: Eukaryota; Metazoa; Chordata; Amphibia; Anura; Pelobatidae. The transcript is spliced from 39 exons. Gene Ontology annotation, cellular component: endoplasmic reticulum. The record is from RefSeq and is a predicted model, not a curated record.
CUGGCUGGAGAAAGCUGGAGCUGAGCAUCCUUCGCGGCGGGCUAUGAACCGGAGACUAAGCCGCGAGUUAUAGGCUGUGUGAGGGAGCAGGGCGGGCACCGAGUCCGCUAUAUCUCUCCGUUAACACUGAGUUUCCCGUUUUGCGAAUUCCCCAUUGCAGGGGCUGUCUACCCCUCAGUACGCGGUCAUUGAACCCGCUCUGCGUUCCUGCAUCUCACCGUAACCAAAUAGAAACAAUGCUUUUGUGGCAUAUCCUCUGGUGCUUUUAUUCCGCAUUCCCCAUUCUUAUGGGGCAGACCUCAGCCAAAGGAGUGACCGCCAGUUUAGCUGCCAAAUGGCCAGACACCCCACUAUUACUGGAGGCCAGCGAGUUUAUGGCAGAAGAAGGAAACGAGAAAUUUUGGCAGUUUUUGGGAACGGUGCAAGAGUUAUCAAUCUAUAAGAACAAAGGUACCGAGUCUUCAUAUUAUAACUUGAUUUUAAAGAAGGCUGGCCAAUUUCUGUCUGAUCUGCAGCUCACCUUGCUGAAAUUUGCUUUCUCGAUAAGAGCCUAUUCUCCUGCCAUCCAAAUGUUUCAACAGAUUGCAGCUGAUGAACCCCCUCCAGAAGACUGUGGCGCAUUUGUCGCGAUCCAUGGGAAGCACACAUGCAAAACAAGUCAGAUAAAAAAACUGCUGAAAGAAGCAUCUGAAAGACCAAGACCUUACUUGUAUAAAGUGGAUCAUACAUUUCCAACACUUGCCAAGAAUGCCCCUGUGGUUAUUCUGUAUGCAGAAGUGGGUACAAAGGACUUUGCAUCUUUUCAUAAAAUACUGGCAGAAAAAGCAGAAAAAAAAGAAAUCAUUUAUGUACUAAGGCACUACGUUCAGCAUCCCAGCACACGGAGAAUGCAGUUAUCUGGAUACGGGGUGGAGCUGGCUAUUAAAAGCACGGAGUACAAAGCAAUGGAUGACACGCAAGUCGAAGCCAACAAUGCUACGGUAAAAAGUGAGGAUGGAAUAUCUGAAGAUGUACAAGGAUUUUACUUUGACAAAUUGAUACAAAUGUAUCCUGAUCUCAAGGAGAAUUUGGUGGAGUUUCGGAAGCAUCUUAUUGAAAGCACCAAUGAAAUGCUACCCCUGAAAGUCUGGGAGCUGCAAGAUCUGAGCUUCCAAGCUGCCUCUAAAGUUCUCUCCACGCCUUCCUAUGAAGCGUUAAAGAUUUUGCGUGACAUCUGCCAAAAUUUUCCUAUCAAGGCAAGAUCACUAACCAGAAUUGCAUUAAAUCAGGAAAUGAGGAGGGAGAUAGAAGAAAACCAGAAGCACUUGUCAGAGUCAUUUGGAAUUCAACCUGGAGAUGCAGCUUUAUAUAUCAAUGGCCUCCACAUCGAUCUAGACGUUCAUAAUUCAUUUAGCAUUUUAGAAACUCUUAAAACGGAAGGCAAAGCUCUUUAUGGACUCUCUGAGUUGGGAAUAAACAACGAAGAUCUUGGUAAAUAUUUAAAAUUGCAAGUGCUCCCUGGAGAAGAAAACUAUGCUUUGGAUAUCAGGCAUUCUGCAAUAACUUGGAUGAAUGACAUUGAAACCGAUCACAUGUAUUCAACGUGGCCAUCCAAUGUCCAGGAGCUACUGAGGCCCUCUUUCCCUGGAGCCAUACGUCAAAUUAAGAGGAACUUUUUCAAUCUGGUUUUUUUUCUCGAUCCUGUUCAAGAUUAUGCUGCUGAUUAUGUGAAGCUUGCCGAAUUAUUCUAUCAACAUAAUGUUCCUCUCAGGAUUGGUUUUGUUUUUAUCAUAAAUUCUCAAGAAGAUGAUGAAACUGUGAAUGAUGCAGGAACAGCUUUGUGGAGAGCAUUCAACUUCAUUGCGGAAGAAUCUGACGUGGCCCAAGCUUUCUCAAGCUUAAUUAGUAUGUACAACAAAGUGGAUGAUGGAGAAACUCUUACUCUGGACAUUGUAAAGUCAGUGCUGAAAUAUGAAUUUCCUAAAGCUGACAUAGAGCAAGUUUUAGGUUCACACUCAGAAUACAGCCGCAAGAUUAAGGCAGGAGCAACCUUUUAUAAGAAGAGUGGCCUAGGUCCAUUGCCUCAAGUUCUGUUUAAUGGUGUGCCCUUUAACAGCGAGGAGAUGGAUGUUGAAGAGAUGGAGACGGUUAUUCUGCAGAGGAUCAUCGAUGCCACCGGGUUCUUCCAGAGGGCAGUGUUCAUGGGUCUCCUAAAUGACCAUAAUGAUGCUGUAGAUUUUCUAAUGGAUCAGCCUAAUGUAGUAACCAGGAUCAGUCCUACUAUACUUACUGGAGAAAAGACCUAUCUCAAUUUUAUUUCAAGAUCAGCUACUUAUAGUCUACAGGAAUAUGAUAUAUUUUCCUAUCUGGACUCCCAAGACAAGAAUACAGUAAUGGCUGAAAAUAUGAAAUACGUGACUAAAGAAGAUGAGGAUGUAAUUUAUGCAGUCACCAUCUGGAUUAUUGCUGAUUUUGACAAGCCAGCUGGGAGACAACUGCUCACUAAAGCUGUGAAACACAUGAAAAAGAGUAGUACGUCCCGAUUUGGUAUUAUAAAUAAUCCAACAAGUGAAAUGACAGAAGAUAACACCCGUGUUUCAAGAGCUUUAUGGGCUGCUCUUCUUACACAAAAAAACACCAAUAUAGUUAAGUUCUUCACAAAGUUUGCAAAGGAGGACACUGCUCAAGCACUUUCUAAAGGAGAGAAAAUCAAGAGGCUUCUUAUUCCAGAAAUGGAUGAUGAUGCCUUUGAAAAGAAAUAUAAUACAAUGGGAACCGACAUACUCCUUACUCAAGAGUUAUACUGUCGUGAAGUUCUUAAACUACAACCUGGACAAAUGGCUGUGAUCAGUAAUGGACGGGUUUUAAGUCCUAUUGAAUCAAAUGAAUUCCACGAGGAAGAUUUUAACUUAUUGGAAAAGAUCACGUACUCUACAUCCGCUGAAAAAAUAAAAAAUCUUGUGAAAAAGAUGGUUCCAUCAUCAAAGCGUACUGCAAGUGAUUUGAUUAUGAAGGUGGAUUCUCUUCUCUCUUCAAUGCCAAAAGGAGAGUCCAGGCAAGAGAUCCGCUUCAUGAAGCAGAAAAACAGUUUACUAAAAGUUGAACCUCAGGAGUCUGGCCCUUAUUUUGAUGUUAUUGCUGUGGUUGACCCUCUUUCCAGAGAAGCCCAGAAGAUGUCUCAUUUCCUGAUUGUUCUUGGACGAUUAAUAAAUCUGAAGUUAACCAUGUUCAUGAAUUGCAAAGCCAAACUAUCAGAAAUGCCAUUGAAAAGUUUUUAUCGCCUGGUGCUUGAGCCGGAACCAGUAUUUUUGAAGGGGGAUAGUCUUUCUCCGGGGCCCUCUGCAAAGUUCCUGGAUAUGCCUGAAUCUCCAAUUUUCACUCUCAAUAUGAUCACCCCAGAGAGCUGGCUCGUAGAAGCGGUACAUAGUUCAUGCGAUCUUGAUAAUAUCCAUUUACAAGAUAUAGAAGGAAUUGUCACAGCAAACUAUGAGCUGGAAUAUCUGUUACUUGAAGGACACUGCUUUGAUGUAUCAACGGGACAGCCACCCAGAGGACUGCAGUUCACGUUAGGCACCAAAAGAGAUCCAGUUAUGGUAGACACUAUAGUAAUGGCCAAUCUGGGAUACUUCCAGCUGAAAGCUAACCCUGGCGCAUGGGCUUUACAGUUGCGGAAGGGGCGAUCACAAGACAUAUACCAUGUAUUUUCACACAUGGGUACUGAUUCUCCUUCUGAUCAAGAAGAGAUUAUUGUGGCAUUGAAUAAUUUCAACAGUAAAAUAAUCAAAGUACACGUACAGAAGAGACCUGAUCAGAUGCAUGCAGAUCUCCUGAGCAGCGAGCCGGAGGAGAAAUCGGGUCUGUGGAAUUCCAUUAUAAGUUUUACAGGAGUAGGAAAUAAUGAGGAAAAGGAGAAGAAAUCUGAUGUUCUAAACAUCUUCUCUGUUGCUUCAGGACAUUUAUAUGAACGCUUUUUAAGAAUUAUGAUGUUCUCUGUUCUACAGAAUACAAAAACACCGGUAAAGUUUUGGUUUUUAAAAAACUAUCUUUCUCCUAAAUUCAAGGAAAUUAUUCCCUAUAUGGCAAAAGAAUAUGGUUUUCAGUAUGAGCUAGUGCAGUACAAAUGGCCAAGAUGGCUUCACCAACAGACCGAGAAGCAGAGGAUUAUCUGGGGUUAUAAAAUUCUCUUCCUGGAUGUUCUUUUUCCCCUUGCUGUGGACAAAAUUAUUUUUGUGGAUGCAGACCAGAUUGUGAGGGCAGAUUUAAAAGAACUACGUGAUUUUAACCUUGGAGGAGCUCCUUAUGGCUACACACCUUUUUGUGACAGUCGUAGAGAAAUGGAUGGGUACCGUUUCUGGAAGUCUGGAUAUUGGGCAUCACAUCUUGGACACAGGAAAUACCACAUAAGUGCUUUAUAUGUGGUGGACCUAAAAAAGUUCAGGAAGAUCGCUGCUGGGGACCGGCUUCGAGGUCAAUACCAAGCACUGAGCCAGGAUCCAAACAGCUUAUCUAAUUUGGACCAGGACCUACCAAACAACAUGAUUCAUCAGGUAUCAAUAAAAUCCCUUCCCCAGGAAUGGCUUUGGUGUGAAACCUGGUGCGAUGAUAAAUCCAAGGAAAAAGCCAAAACCAUUGACUUGUGCAACAAUCCCAAAACAAAAGAACCCAAGUUAAAAGCUGCGGCCAGAAUUGUGCCAGAGUGGAAAGACUACGACGCAGAGAUACGGCAGCUGCUGAAACGAAUCGAAGAGCAGAAAAGUAAUGGAACGCAGCCAUCUGAAAAUGGCACACAACAUGAUGAACUUUAGCAUUUUCCAUGGAGUGACCUUUCCGCAGGAAUGUUUCACCACAGCUUUUUAUGUGAUAAGGAGUGUUCCACUUAAAACCUUUUUAUAUGGAUUGAAAAAGAAUUUGGAAAACCCACACGCAAAAAUAUUUGAUCCGGUCUUCUUGUAUAGGUUUCUUCCUGCCACAUCUGUCACUCUUCUCUGGCCUUUGUAGCCCUCCUUAUCCUGUACUGUGUGGAUGUUUUAUUUAAAACAAAUAUACCUGUGGUCACAUAACGUUUGAAUUUCAGGAAUCAUCCGAACAUAGUUUACAAAAUUGUUGGAAUUUGCUUUGUAUGUAUCUUCAGGUCAUAGUAGAAUGUACAUUUAUUUCAGACAAGGUAUGCAUUAGCUGAAAAAUGCUGCAUGUUCCUAAACUACCUUUUCUAUUUGGAGACAAGUUCUUGUUUUAAAAAGUGUCCUUGGCCAGUAAUGUUCCCCUGUAUAACAUCUCAGCAUUUUGUCAAUGAGGUGUU